AUGAAAUUUGAAUUAUUACCAAAUGAAAUAUUUAUCGAAUGUUUUGAAUAUCUUAAUGGACAAGAUAUAUUUUAUUCAUUUGAUCGAUUAAAUUGUCGCUUUAACAAACUUAUUCGACAUAUUUGGUUACAUGUCAAUUUUCAAAAUGUUAAAAAAGCAAUAUUUGAUCAAUUUUGUAAAACAAUAUUAUUGGAUCCAGAAAUCAAGACAAAAAUUUGUUCAUUAAAAUUAUCGAAUGAAUCAAACACAUGUGGGCAAAUUGGAGAGUUUUUGUCUUUUUUUUCAUUGAAUAAAUUUUCUCAUCUUCGAUCGUUAACCUUGAUUAAAGUAAAAGAAAAUGAAGUGGACAAGAUAAAAUCUAUGUUACCAACGUUAUCUGAUCUAUGCUAUUUUUGUUUGAAUGAUACCUUACAUAAACACGAUGAAUUACUUUCUGCAUUACCAUUAUCGAAAAUCCGAACAUUAUUAGUACGAGAUUUAUCUUAUGAUUUAAUGUCCAUUUAUGAAACUAUAUCAAUUACAAAUUUAACACUUUUCGAUUGUUCUUUUAAUGAUUUAUGUCAAAUUUUGAAAUAUGUACCUAUGUUAAAAUAUUUAAAUGCCGGAUGUAUGGAUAGUGAUGUCAAAGACGAUAAAUUUCUAAAAACAGCUUUAUGCCUCGCUAACAAUCAGGCACUUUUAUUAAUAAAACUAAUUAUACGUAUAAGCUCCAUUACAUUUGUUGAUUUUGAAAUGCUGUUAAAACAAACACCAAAUUUGAGCACAUUAAUAUUAUCUUCUUCUAGCAGACACCUGAUUAAUGCUUAUGAUUGGGAACAUUUCAUUUCAAUUUUAUUACCUCAUUUAAAUCAUUUCGAAUUUAAAUUCUAUAUUAGACUUAUAGAGAAAGACGACACAGAUCGAACAAUUGAUGAACUAUUUCAUAUAUUUAAACAAUUUCAAACAGAUUUUUGGCAUAAUCAACAUCAUUGGUAUACUGAAUAUUAUGUACACAAGGAUAUGGCAAUCAUAUAUACCAUACCCUAUAUAUCUCAAUACUUUACGUUAACACCUGAUAGAAAUAAACAUUGUAACAUAUUAGUGAACAACUCACAAUCAUUCGAGAGAGUUACAAAAUUAACACUAUCAUCAUCAGCACUGACAAAUAAUUGUAGACAUUAUUUUUCAAACGUACAAUCAUUACAUUUAGUAAAUUAUAAUUCUAGAUCCAUAAAUGAUCUCUGUGCAUUAAAUCCAGAAGAUAUACAAUCUAUUAAAAAUAUUAUUAAUCUAUCAAAUUUAAAACAUUUGGAUAUUGAAGAUCAUUAUAGCAUUAAUUUAUCAUUAGUAUUAUUAGAAAUGUUAAAACAAGCCCCUCAAUUAUCAUCAAUCACAAUGCGUACGUCUAGUGUAACAUUAUUGUUUGACAAUGAUCAACUAUGUCAAUAUUUAAAUAAAAUGAUUAAAAAAUUAAAUAUUAAAAAAUUAGCUUAUUUUUAUCCAUAUAUUCAUUCAAAUCAAAUUGAAAAAUUUUGUACUAUAUUCUCAAAUAUCGAACAACUUGAAUGUUCUAUUGAUCAAUUGGAUCAUUUAUUAUUAUUAUUAAGUCAUUUAUCAAAAUUAUCUAAUAUUACAGUUAAUAGCUCAUGUUUUCCUGACGAUAUCAAUCUCUGGUUACAUGAUAAAACAAUGGAAUUAAAAAGAAACUAUCUUUUUGAAUACACGGAAGAAAUAUUUUCACCUGAAAAUAAAACAUUAAAUAUUUGGAUUGGUGAAAAUAUUAAUUAA
This is a messenger RNA of Rotaria sp. Silwood1, 1767 nucleotides long. Lineage: Eukaryota; Metazoa; Rotifera; Eurotatoria; Philodinida; Philodinidae. The record is from the annotation of a GenBank genome assembly.